AUGCCCGUGCGGGAGCACGAGCAACCCGACCGACAGGGUUCAGAGAGCUCGACCAGCAGCUGGAGGUCCCAAGAAACCGUCCGGAAUACAGACACUUUGCGCCCGGAUCAGAAUAAACCAUCAUCCAACGGUCGCAAUGCUGACCAGUUUCCAGGAAGUUUAACUAUGGACAAAUCUGGGCCGUCCAAAGCUCAGGGAAUGGACUGGAGUUGGACAUGGAGCUCCCCAGACAUUUCCCCCACCGAGGAACGGAAGGGUUCUGGGUUCAGUAACCAUCGCAAGGCUCUGGCAGUCCUUGGAGCUGGUGAUGAUCCCGCCCGAUCAUUUUCCACAACACCGCACCCCCUCCCAUCAACCCUCCACGCCCCGGCGCCGAAGAACUCGACUCGAUUGCUCCCCAACUCCGAAGGCCCGGGAACCUUCUUCAAUUCCGCUUCCGAAUAUGAAGCUUCACCUGCGUCGGCCACGUUUCGCCCGACUACCGGGCGGACAUUCGCCAGUGAACCCGCCGAUAUGGAUUGGAACGGGGACCAUCGCCGACCGUCUGCUACGAGCAUGACGAGUAGCACAGGGUCCAAGUCAAGCACCGGUGCGAGGCUGUGGAAGAAGAAAUCCAAGGCUUCGGCUAGUGAUGAAUGGCCCGUGCCUGAUGAGCCCGAUGAGGAUGGCCACUAUAACACAUCCAGUAGGCGGGGUGGGCCAAUUGACAAGGUCAAAGCUCGAGAAAGAGCCAACUCAGAUGGUUCAGAAGCAUCGCAGCGGCCUUCGCGAGCUCGAGCAGGAACCCCGGCCCCAUCGAGUGAGAUUACGCCGUGGUUGUAUCAAAACGUUCACGACAUCUCACAAUAUGGCGAGGCUCCUAUACGACAGGUGCCAAUCGGUCCUGAUGGUCAGCGUCUCGCCUCCGCGGGCGGUCUUCCCCGUGGUACUGCCAGAGAUACUCGACGAACGGCCAACGGACAUCGUCAUUCACGCAGCAAGGAGGAAAAGCCAACACUUGCUGGGGAUUUGGCUGGUUAUCAGUCUCGUCCCUCAGGUGGACGGGAUGACUUCUCUGUCGGACUGAAGCCCUUCGGUGACCAUUACCUCCAUUCGUCUAGUGCUAUGAGCUCACAGACCACCUUGAGUGGACGGCCUACCAGCCCGACCCCCAGUGUGCAAAGCGCUGUCUACCGUGAUCAUGGUUAUCAUUCUCCCGGGGCGCCACACGAUAAGCGAGGUAUCUUGAAUCGAGUCCGACACCUAUUGCCGGGCUCGCACAAACCGCAUGAAAAGUCGAAGCACGAUCAUACACUGCGCCGGCAGCCAAGCCUCGAGGGAAGUUCUCCUCGCCUAGACUCGGCAGACUCGGACCGAAAGAAGGAACCCGCAAAGCGCAAGCUCAAGGGACGAUUCCCCAUCGGUGGAGAUCCCCACGCCUCCAGGGAGAAUGCAGCUCAAGACGAAGAAGGCUCGCAUGUCUUCAAGCUCGAUACCAAUCUCAAGGAUUUAGACGACAUCGUUCGCGCAGCUUCUCCCAGUCAGAUGAAACGCGUUGCUGAUGGCACAACCACACCACGGGAGGACCCGACCAAGUCUGAACAGGCGGGAGGUCUCGAUACCUGGUCGGCUCCGGAGAGUUGGGCUGUGAAGAAGGAAAAGGAUCCCGUCGUGGAGGCUGGACCACAGCCCACGAGUGCUGCCUAUUUCAUCCGCGUCUUCCGUAUAGACUCGACAUUUGCAACUCUCUCGGCCGGUGUCAACGCAACCGUCGCUGAGAUCCUGUACAUGCUAGGGCGCAAGUCUUUCCUGCAGGAUCAUCUCAACAACUAUGAGAUCGUCCUACGGAAGAAUGACCUCUCUCGGCAGCUCGAUCAUAACGAGCGGCCAAUUCUCAUGCAAAAACAACUUUUGGAACAAGUUGGAUACACGGAGAAGGAUCGUAUAGAGGACAUUGGUCGUGAGGACCACAGCUAUCUCUGCCGCUUCAUCUUCUUGCCUACAAAACUCAGCGGUUACACCAGUCUCGAGGGUGAUCCUGGCUUUAGCAAGAUGUCAAAGUUUAGCCACGUUGAUCUUCAGGGCCGCAGCUUGGUUACUAUCCCCAUUACUCUGUACAAGAAGUCCUCCGAGAUCAUCUCAUUGAACUUGUCCAGGAAUCUGUCUCUUGAUGUGCCAAAGGAUUUCAUCCAGAGCUGUAUCAACUUGCGGGAAAUCAAGUUUAUCGGCAACGAGGCUAAACUUCUUCCUUCGAGUUUCAGCCUGGCCAGUCGCUUGACUUACUUGGAUAUAUCCAACAAUUUCCUGGAAGAGCUGGAACACGCACAGCUUGAUCGACUGACUGGUCUUGUCAGCAUCAAGAUGGCGAAUAACCACUUGACCAAGCUGCCCAGCUACUUUGGAAACUUCCAGUAUCUCCGGAGCUUGAACAUGUCUUCGAACAGCUUUAAGGUUUUCCCAGAGUUCUUGUGCCAGCUGCGGAGCUUGGUGGACCUCGAUAUCAGCUUCAACAGUAUCGAGGAGAUUCCCAAUAUCGGUCAACUGGCUACGCUUGAGCGUCUUUGGAUGACGAACAAUAAUAUCAGCGGGUCUCUUGAUGAGUCUUUCCGAGAACUAGUGAACCUAAAGGAGAUCGACGGUCGCUUUAACGCGAUCACCAACAUUGACAACUUGUCCCGGCUGCCUCGCUUGGAGCAAGUGUUCUUUGGCCACAAUCUUAUCUCCCGAUUCCGCGGGGCGUUCCCCAAGCUGCGCAGUCUCCACAUGGAUCACUGUCCACUGACCCAGUUUGAUAUCGACGCUCCUAUGCCGACUUUGAGCUCCCUUAACCUUGCAUCUGCCAAGCUCUCGCAAUUCCGUGAUGCCAUGUUUGAGAACUUGCCGAAUGUCUCCAAGCUUAUCCUCGAUAAGAACCAUUUAUCGUCAAUCUCUGCACAAAUCGGCAAGCUGCGACGCCUGGAGCAUUUCAGUAUCAUCAAGAAUCCACUCGGUUCUUUGCCUGCCAGUAUCGGCUGCAUGACUGAGCUAAAAGAGCUCAACGCGCGAGAGUGUAACCUCAAGUUCUUGCCAGAUGAGAUUUGGCACUGCGCCAAGUUGGAGACUCUCAAUGUUUCUACAAAUCUUCUGACUACAUUCCCCAAACACGGCGCUCCUCAGCCCCUUGUUCCUGGAGAGCCCACCACAACUCCCGUGUCAACCCCGGCACUGGUCGGGAAUCCGAACUACGAGGAACUGGGCCCCUUAGAUGAACUCAACUUCCGCCGACCCAGUCAAACAUCCAGCGGCGCUAUGGGAUCCGGGUCAUCUCCGAGCGGCUCAUAUCGACACCCGUCGACCACACCUUCUAUCGGACAGUCAGGGCCAAGGAAGGUUUCUACUGCAUCACGGAGUGCUACUGAUGCGAGCUCCGGGUCUCGCAAGGAUUCGAAUUUCUCGCAGCAUGCAGCGGCUCUCACUUUUGCCGGGUCUCUCCGCAACCUGUAUCUUGCUGAUAACCAGUUGGAUGACGAUAUUUUCCGCGAGCUAGCUCGUCUCCCUGAGCUUCGUAUCGUCAAUCUGUCUUACAACGAGUUGACAGAGCUGCCACAGGGUGUCCUCAAGCGAUGGCCUCUGAUUUCCGAGCUUUACCUGUCGGGCAAUGAGCUCACAUCGCUUCCAUCCGAUGACUUGGAAGAAGGCAGCAAUCUGAAGAUUCUCCACAUCAACGGCAAUCGAUUCCAGGUUCUGCCUGCAGAACUUUGCAAGGUCAGCAAGCUUUCCGUUCUUGACGCGGGAAGCAACGCGUUGAAAUACAAUGUCUCCAAUUGGCCCUAUGAUUGGAACUGGAACUGGAAUCGAAGUUUGAGGUACCUCAACUUCUCUGGCAAUAAGCGUCUUGAGAUCAAACCCAACAUUGGCACUGUGGGCCAGUCAACUGGAAGUGGUGCCGAUCUGACUGACUUCACGUCUCUCACCCAUCUCCGAGUUUUGGGUUUGAUGGAUGUCACCUUGACCAUCCCCACUAUUCCUGAUGAGAAUGAGGACCGCCGCGUGAGAACCUCUGCCUCCCUUGCUGGCUCGCUUGCAUACGGAAUGGCAGACUCGCUGGGCCGGACCGAGCAUCUGUCUAUUAUUGAUAUGAUCGUUCCCCGCUUGAAACCCGACAAUGUCGAGACAUUGAUGGGUAUGUUUGACGGGUCAACCAUGUCCAGCGGUGGCUCUCGUGUUGCAAAGUAUCUCCACGAGCACUUCACGCCAACAUUCUCCCGCGAGCUCAAGAAGCUCCAGCAAGACCGGGGAGAAACCCCGCUCGAUGCUCUGCGACGUGCAUUCUUAGCCCUGAACAAGAACAUGGCUGGACAUGCGUACCGUUCCAUCGAUGACCGUGAGCUAAGACAGUAUAACCGUGGAUCACUUGCCUCGAAACAGCUCUGCCAGGACGAUAUCCAAGCUGGUGGAGUCGCUACCGUGCUGUACUUGAAUAACAUGGAUCUGUAUGCAGCCAAUGUCGGCGAUGCACAAGCGAUCCUGGUCAAGCAAGACGGUUCAUCGCGCCAAUUGACUCGAGUUCACGAUCCCGCAGAAUCUAGUGAGCGGGCACGCAUUCGCGCUGCUGGCGGAUUCGUGUCUCGUAAUGGCAAGUUGAAUGAUGUACUCACUGUUUCGAGAUGCUUUGGUCACUUCCCCAUGAUGCCCGCUAUAAUUGCUGCUCCUGCCACCUUGCAUGCCACCUUGACUGAGCAAGAUGAGAUGAUCAUCUUGGGUUCAAAGGAGCUGUGGGAUUAUAUUACCCCGCAGCUGGUAGUCGACGUUGCUAGGGAUGUGUAUCCAAACCUUAUGCUCGCAGCUCAGAAACUCCGCGAUCUAGCUAUUGCCUUUGGGGCAACAAACAAGUUGAUGGUCAUGAUUCUGGGAGUCAGCGAGCUGCAACGCCGGCAGAAGAAGUGGUCUCGUCCUAGCAUGAACUUGGAACGUUCUGCGUUCCCCGAUGAUGGCAUCGUUCCCUCGACCAAGAUUCGUCGCAGACCUCGUGAUAUGCCAGCUGACACUCGUCUUGCGCGCUUCGAUUAUGUCGAUGCUCCGAUUGGUGAGUUGGCUAUCAUAUUCACUGAUAUCAAGAAGUCGACUGGUCUGUGGGAGACUUGCCCUGAUGCUAUGCGCUCGGCUAUUUCCAUUCAUAACGACAUUCUCCGGCGACAACUCGGAAUCAUUGGUGGUUACGAGGUGAAGACGGAAGGUGACGCUUUCAUGGUGGCUUUUUCCACCACUACUUCUGCCUUGCUGUGGUGUUUCAACUGCCAGAACAGUCUUUUGGAAGCUGAAUGGCCUACGGAAAUCUUGGAUCAGCCACAGUGUGAAGUCACCUCCGACAUGGAAGGAAACAUCAUCUCUCGCGGUCUGUCCGUUCGCAUGGGUGGCCACUGGGGCGAGCCCGUGUGUGAAAAGGAUCCCGUCACCAACCGUAUGGAUUACUUCGGUCCUAUGGUGAAUCGAGCCUCGCGUAUUUCCGCCGUUGCCGACGGAGGCCAGAUCUUCGUCUCGUCGGACUUUAUGAGCGAUAUUCAACGUAACCUUGAGAUCUUUGCUGAUGCCGAGCGCUCCGCGUCGACUAGUUCGACUGACAGCCAUCCACGAGUUGAUAGCCUUGGGCACAACAUCCGUCGUGAGCUGAACCAGUUGAACAGUCAGGGCUUCGUGAUCAAGGACCAGGGCGAACGGAAGUUGAAGGGACUGGAGAACCCGGAACCCCUUUAUCUCGUCUAUCCUCAUUCGCUCGCUGGUCGCUUGACAAGCCUGGAAGAGGCUCAGCAAGAAAAGGAAGGCCAACCUGCGACCAUAGAAAAGGCGUCCAAGCUCAACCUGAACACUGACGAUAUCUGGCGUCUGUGGGAGGUCACUCUCCGUCUCGAGCGGAUUUGUGGCGCUUUGGAGAACCCCACUAGUGCUGGGCUUGGGGAGCCUAAUGUCGCUUUGUUCAAUAUGGUCAAGAACCACGGUGGUGAACUGAAUGAUCCCACCGUGCUUAGCUUGAUCGACCAGCAAGUCACUCGUAUCGAGGCCACCAUCAAUACUCUCACGGUCCGCAACAUGAUGCGCCCCUUCAAGCCCGGCGAUAAACUUGGAGACCACGCCGUCCCCAUUGGCGAAAUCUUCCAACAACUAGCCACCCAACUCGCAGAGUACCGCGCCCUCAAAGAACAAAUGGCCGUCGGGGCUGCUGGCAUCCCCGGCGGACCACCUGCACCCCAUUACAGCGGCAUCACCCUGCACUCAAACCUCAGUGCAGACAGCAACACCACCUCUGCCUCAUCCUCCUUCCUCCACCUGGACACACCUCGGUCCUUCGAUACUCGCAACAACCAAUGA
Messenger RNA from Penicillium cataractarum, 6324 nucleotides. RefSeq names its product adenylate cyclase acyA (gene acyA). The coding region runs from base 1 to 6324 and encodes 2107 amino acids. The record is from RefSeq and is a predicted model, not a curated record. Gene Ontology annotation, molecular function: protein binding; adenylate cyclase activity; magnesium ion binding. Gene Ontology annotation, biological process: intracellular signal transduction; cAMP biosynthetic process. NCBI's taxonomy places the organism in Eukaryota, Fungi, Ascomycota, Eurotiomycetes, Eurotiales, Aspergillaceae. The transcript is spliced from 4 exons.